GCCCCCUCACGCUCUCGCGCGCUUUGUGCAUCCCGUAUUAUCCUCCCCUGAAAGCUAAAACCUCAGGUGAAGGUUCCGGGUCACGUGGUCGGACGGUUUCUCCGUGCACUGGAAAGGAAGUAGCCGGGACCGGAGCCAUGGAGGCCGGAGGGCAGGAUGACGAGGUCGAGUCUCACGGGCUGCACAAGAAGAAACACAAGAAGCACAAGAAGCAUAAGAAGAAGCACCACCAGGAGGGCGGCGCGCCCUGCGCGCACACUCACCACCGCAGCACCGACACCAAGACCACCCAGAAACCACAGCUCCGCCUGAAGAUAAAGCUGGGGGGACAAGUGCUGGGGACCAAGAGCGUCCCCACGUUCACCGUCAUCCCCGAGCAGUCCCGCUCACAGUCCCCACUCAUGGUGGUGGACGAAGACGACGAGCCCAUGGAGGGCGUCCCCAUAGAGCAGUACCGGGCCUGGCUGGACGAGGACAGUAACAUGGAUCCGCUGCCCUCCCCCCGUGGCGCUCCGGCGUCGGAGCAGGAUGAAGAGACGCGCUGGCUGGACGCUCUCGAGAGGGGAGAUCUGGAUGUCAAUGGGGAUCUGAAGAGAGAGACCGACGAGACCCUGCUCACCGCUCGUCAGGUGAGUGUCGGUGGUCGGCGUUACCCGGGCCCCUCCGUGCUCCUGGCUUCAUGUUGUGUGUCCUGUCCACAGAGAGCCCUCCUGCAGAAGCAGCAGACCCCCACAGCCCCUCUCUACCCCGCGGCGGUGUACUCGUGUCCCCCGCAGGAGAUAUCUCAGGAGAUGCUGGUGAAGAGGGAGGAGAAGGCUCGAAAGAGGAGACUGCAGGCGGCCAAGAAGGCCGAGGAGAGCAAGAAGCAGACCAUCGAGAGACUGACCAAGACCUCCAAAUCCCGAGGCGCCAAACCCGCCUCAGGGAGAAGGGGGGGGCGCCACCCCCCCUGCCCCACUGUGCGCUAUGUAAAUAACGCCCACAGUGUCACCGUGUCCUACCCGCCUGGAGUCCCCUACCCUGUCCCUGCAGAGCCCCGACCUGCCCUGCCCGCCCCACAACUCUGCCGCGCUCCUGGGUGCUCCAACCCUAAAAGGUACUCCUGUGCUAAGACUCGCCUCCCCCUGUGCAGCCUGGAGUGUUACCACCGGAACCUGGCGGUCCACAGCUCACGGACAGCCACUGACAGCAAGACGUGAACCGCCAGCACAGUCACCCACUGCUCUGCCUCACUGUGUAUAGGAGGACCGUGGGUGUCGGCGGACGGGGCGUCCUACACAAUCCGCUCCAUGAAAACUUCAACGUGUGUAAAUAAAGAGGACUCCACUACAUUACUAC
Molecule: messenger RNA, 1338 nt
Organism: Bufo bufo (common toad)
Lineage: Eukaryota; Metazoa; Chordata; Amphibia; Anura; Bufonidae
Gene: INO80B
Product: INO80 complex subunit B
Exons: 4
Coding region: 138-1199 (353 amino acids)
Biological process (GO): chromatin remodeling
Cellular component (GO): Ino80 complex
Source: RefSeq, a predicted model, not a curated record